CAAAUUCCUUCAAGUAAUAAGCUUUUUCAAGUCCGUAAUUCAUUCAUCGUUCUCAAUGUCGUUGUCGCCACCCAAAAAAUCCCAUGAACGAGGCUUUAGCCAUGCUCUUUUUCAAUGCGCAGACCUCAUCCUUCCAUGGCUAACCCCUCAAGAACUGGCUAAUGUCUCCCUCACCUGCAAAACCCUUCACCAAAUCGCUCACUCCAUCACUCUCCAUCGCUCCCUCGACGUUUCAAGAUCCUUUGAAAACCUUCCCAUUCCAUUUCACAACACCGGCGAUCAACAUCCUUAUGCCUACUUCAUUUACACCGCUUCUCAAAUAAUCCUCUCUUCUUCUCCUUCUUUGAACCGCCAAUUUUGGGGACCCAACUCGUCGCGAAGUCCGGUCCUGCCCUGGUCGGACUCGUCGGGUGCUGAAAUGGGUUGUGCUCGUGACUCAUUGAUUCGACCCGGAGCGAGCUGGGUGAAUAUGGUGGACGAGUCAGGGUGUGAGUGUGAGAGGUGUGAGAAAGUGAGUGAAGACAAUGUGAUUGGGUGUGCGUGUAUGGAGCUGGAUGGGGAUGAGGGGAUGGGGAUAAUGAGCGAGUGUAGAACGAGUUGCGGCUGCGGUCUGGAGUGUGGGAAUCGGCUGAGUCAGGGAGGAAUACGAGUCAAGUUGAAGGUUGUGAGAGAUUUAAGAAAAGGGUGGGGAUUAUAUGCUGCUCAGUGGAUCCAGCGAGGCCAGUUCGUCUGUGAGUAUUCAGGUGAGCUUUUAACAACCAAAGAAGCUAGGAGGAGGCAACGAAUCUAUGAUGAACUUGCUUCAAACAGACGCUUUUCGUCCGCUCUUCUAGUUGUUAGAGAACAUCUUCCAUCUGGCAAUGCUUGCUUGAGGAUUAAUAUAGAUGCCACGAGAGUUGGAAACAUUGCUGGCUUCAUUAACCACUCCUGUGACGGCGGUAACCUAUCAACAGUACUCGUAAGAAGCUCAGGGGCGUUGGUGCCUCGUCUUUGUUUCUUCGCUUCAAAAGACAUAAAAGGAGAGGAGCUCUGUUUUAGCUACGGCGAAAUAAGGGUCCGGCCUACGGGGUUGAAAUGUUUCUGCGGCAGCUCUAGUUGUUUCGGAACUAUACCUUCGGAACAUACUUGAAAGCCACCUCAUCAACUGAAAGGCAUUGCUCAGCAAGUGAUUGGUAAUGAUCAUAAAAUGCUGACAAGCUGUUAGACCCCUUUCUCGAAUCUCGAAUCUCACUG
Hibiscus syriacus is the source of this 1233-nucleotide messenger RNA. Its product is annotated as histone-lysine N-methyltransferase SUVR3-like. The record is from RefSeq and is a predicted model, not a curated record. Lineage: Eukaryota; Viridiplantae; Streptophyta; Magnoliopsida; Malvales; Malvaceae. The transcript has 2 exons. Gene Ontology annotation, molecular function: protein binding. The coding region runs from base 56 to 1129 and encodes 357 amino acids.